Molecule: messenger RNA, 279 nt
Organism: Babesia bigemina
Lineage: Eukaryota; Apicomplexa; Aconoidasida; Piroplasmida; Babesiidae
Product: RNA polymerase small subunit protein, putative
Exons: 2
Coding region: 1-279 (92 amino acids)
Biological process (GO): DNA-templated transcription
Cellular component (GO): RNA polymerase III complex; RNA polymerase I complex
Molecular function (GO): protein dimerization activity; DNA-directed RNA polymerase activity; DNA binding
Source: RefSeq, a predicted model, not a curated record
AUGGACAAGGUGGACACGACGUCGCCGAACAUCACGUUCAGCAUCGAGAACGAGGACCACACGCUGGGCAACACCCUGCGCACGCUGCUGGUCGAGCGCGAGGACGUGGUCUUCGCGGGGUACUCCGUACCGCAUCCGAUGCAGCCCGAAGUCAACAUCCGUAUUCAGACCACCGUGAAGGUUUUCGGGGAGUGCCUGGACGAGCUCGUCGAGAUUUGCGACCUGCUCACGGACGCCUUCGUCGAGGCGGGCGCGGAGUCCUACAGCGACGCCGCCUGA